CAAGAAAUGAGCAGCGACUGAUACAAAACCGUGCGGGUGUUACCGGCUCCCUGUAGGUCCAAUUCUGCACUAGCAGAAGUUGCCUACUACUGUAAAGAAUCUUGAGCAGCAGCGGACUACUAAAUUAAAAUAGGCAAACUGAUUAGCUUGCAGUGUUUUGGGUACUGCUUCUUGAUCUGCCUUCAUUGAUGAACACCAUCACUGGGACCACUUCUUCCAUAAAGGACCUGUUGAAGAGCUUGAGAGAUUUGAUGAGUGCCCCUGCAUCCUUUCUAGAGAAUCCUGGAUGGGAUUACAUCAGAUCAUCAGUACUGCCCACUCAGUGAGGACCUGCUGUCUUACAUCUCCUUGACAUCUGUACUUUCUAUCUAGAGGUGUUUACCCAUGGUAUUUGUCAGCAUACUGUAGGAACUUCUUUGCUCUUCAAAGCCAAGAGUGGAAUUGUGAAGCACUGUCAUUUGCCGUUUCAGUUUUUAAGUGAACAUUUAUGAGUUUUGCCAAACUUCGUUGGGUUAUUGGAACGAUUAACAUAAUGUGAUAAACAGAUCAGUUUUAUAUGUACUCCAGAUUUUCAAAAUAUCAUCUGCUAAACACUGAACUGCAAAUUGUUACAGUAGUACUGAUGCAACAAUGCGUGUCGUUGUGAUCGGUGCAGGAGUCAUUGGUCUUUCCUCUGCACUUGCCAUAUAUGAUCAGUAUCACACAACUGUCAGGCCUCUGGAGAUUGUGAUCUAUGCUGAUAAAUUCACACCUCUUACCACAAGCGAUGGGGCAGCUGGAUUCUGGCAACCUUACUUAGAUGACAACGGGAAUACCCAGGAAACGCAAUGGACCAAACAAACAUUUGAUUACUUGUUGGAACAUGUACAUUCAGUAGAAGCUGAUGAAAUGGGAUUGUUUCUGCAGUCUGGGUACAAUCUUUUUAAGGGGCGAGCACAGGAUCCAUCUUGGAGAGACAUUGUGCUUGGAUUUAGAUACCUGACACCCCAGGAGCUGAAACUCUUUCCAGAGUACAGCUAUGGUUGGUUUAAUACUAGUCUGAUGAUAGAGGGCAAAAGCUACUUACCAUGGCUCAUGGAAAGGUUAAAAGAAAGAGGAGUAAAAUUUGCUUUAAGAAAAAUCAACUCAUUUGAGCAGGUUAUCCAAGAAGGUGCAGACAUUAUAUUAAACUGCACAGGAGUAUACGCAGGCAAGCUGACAGCUGACCCAGAGAUCAGACCUGGAAGAGGACAAAUCUUAAAGGUUUUUGCACCUUGGCUGAGACAUUUUAUCGUGACAAAUGAUCUAGAUUCCGGAGUAUACACAACACCAUACAUUCUGCCAGGGAGCAGUACAGUUACUUUAGGAGGGAUCUUUCAGCUGGACAACUGGAGUGAAACAACAAACUCUGAAGACAACAGCAAUAUUUGGGAGCAGUGCUGCAAGCUGGUUCCAAGACUAAAGAAUGCUAAGAUAAUGAGUGAAUGGGCAGGUCUUCGUCCUGUACGCAAGACAGUUCGUUUAGAGAGGGAAACAAUAAAUUAUGGAUCCUUAAAAGCAGAGGUGAUACAUAAUUAUGGCCAUGGUGGGUUUGGCUUAACCAUUCACUGGGGUUGUGCAAAGGAGGUAGCCAAAAUCUUUGGAAAAAUUGUGGAGCAGAAAAAGCAGAGAAGACCACCCCAAUCUCACCUGUAGGCUCUCAUAAAAGUGCAAGUUGCAGAUCAGUUAUAGCAGGCAGCUCAUGUGGACUUUGUGUUAGAGCUGUGGAGUAAUUCAUAUCAUGAUUGAGAGGAGAUGCAUGUGUGAAAAUACAGAGCAAACGAGUUUCAUCAAGGCUACCAGUGUUAAUUACCAUCAUAUUCAUUUCAAGCUUCAGUAAAUGGCCUGCCUCACUUCCUCACUUAUUAAACUUGAGCAGACAAUGUGAAUUUAGCAUGCUUAUUGACUCUUCUUGAUCUAUGGACCAUUUUAUCAUCCAGUUAUGAUUUCAACAGUUGUAUACAAAAUGUUUUAAUGUUUUUUUUUUUGCUAUGAAUUUGGCCACCUGACUGCAACAAACUUCAGUUUAGGUAAAGUCAGUGAGGAUUCCCAUGCAGCACUAUUUAUGUUUCAAGUACUGAUAAUUAAAAAUGUUUAAUGCAACAUAUAAAAAGAGAUACUUCCAAUUAUACAAAUUGCAUCAACACAUAAUAGCUUUAACAUCUGAAGGAUUUUUUUGUGAUAGCCAUUAUGGGAAAGAUAUCUUGGCUAAAAGUCCACUUUUGUGUGCUGUCACUGGACACUGACAAUAUAAGUUAAAGUCUGCUGGAAUUUACUGUGUAUAUAUUUACAAAUAUUUUCUGAAUUCAAUUAUUUAAUCCAGAUUUUAUGGCACUCAUUUAUAUGCAUCAUCCUUCUGUAACAGCAGUGUUAUUUUCCCAAUUAGUCUAUGUUACACAAAUACAAUGUAGUCACAGUCCUUGUAAAACCUAAAAAGCAUGCCUAGAUGCAUUGUUAUAAUAUUGUUUUGUUAUUAAAUAUACACACGAACCUGAA
Molecule: messenger RNA, 2514 nt
Organism: Protopterus annectens (West African lungfish)
Lineage: Eukaryota; Metazoa; Chordata; Ceratodontiformes; Protopteridae
Gene: DAO
Product: D-amino acid oxidase
Exons: 15
Coding region: 631-1674 (347 amino acids)
Molecular function (GO): D-amino-acid oxidase activity; FAD binding
Source: RefSeq, a predicted model, not a curated record